Oxyura jamaicensis (ruddy duck) is the source of this 4525-nucleotide messenger RNA. It is a transcript of the gene DSE, whose product is annotated as dermatan sulfate epimerase. Lineage: Eukaryota; Metazoa; Chordata; Aves; Anseriformes; Anatidae. The record is from RefSeq and is a predicted model, not a curated record. Bases 307 to 3186 code for a protein of 959 amino acids. Gene Ontology annotation, molecular function: chondroitin-glucuronate 5-epimerase activity. The transcript has 6 exons.
AGGAGGGGGUGGAGCGGGAGGGGGGAGCCACUUUCUUCCUGAGUUGAAAAACGCACCCCCCCUCCGCCCCCCCUUUUCCCCCAGGGGAGGAACCGUGGCUGAGGAGCCUGAGCAGAGCCGAGCCCAGCCGGACCGGGGUGAGUGCGUCCCAGACCCCGUCCCGGUACCGCCUCGGGGUGCAGCAGCUUCACCUGCCCGUGCCCCCCCGGAGCACCGCCGAUGAGUUGAGCCCCCAGCCACGCUCCCGUGGAAGGAUAUUUCAAAGAUGGUUUGGCUCCCACUGGGGCUUGGAGAUCUGAUGCCACAAUGAGGACUCACACACGAGGAGCCCCAAGUGUGUUUUUCAUAAACACAAUUUGCUUCGCCUUUGCCUUCGGAGCCAGGGAGAACUUGGAUGCAAUGGUUCCUUUUGUCAACGCCAACUACGACAGCUACCCCAUGCUCUACUUUUCCAAGGGGGAUGUGGAGAGCCUGCGUCUCCAGGCAGCCACCACGCACCGGCACAUUGCGGCUCGGCUGAUCGAGGCAGUGCAAACGAUGCUCUCCAAUCCCCUGGAGUACCUGCCUCCCUGGGACCCAAAGGAGUUCAGUGCUCGGUGGAAUGAAAUUUACGGCAACAAUCUCGGGGCCCUGGCGAUGUUCUGCGUGCUCUACCCAGACAACAUUGAGGCCAUUGGCAUGGCCAAGGAUUACAUGGAGAGGAUGGCAGCUCAGCCUAGUUGGCUAGUGAAGGAUGCCCCAUGGGAUGAGGUCCCUCUUGCUCACUCCUUAGUUGGCUUUGCCACAGCUUAUGACUUCUUGUACAGCUAUCUUAGCAAGACUCAACAGGAGAGAUUUCUUGAGGUAAUUGCCAAUGCCUCGGGAUAUAUGUACGAAACAUCAUACAGACGUGGAUGGGGUUUCCAGUACCUCCAUAACCACCAGCCUACCAACUGUGUGGCCCUGCUGGCUGGAAGCCUGGUUCUGAUGAAUCAAGGCUACCUUCAGGAAGCUUACCUGUGGACCAAGCAAGUGUUGGCAAUCAUGGAGAAGUCAGUGGUCCUGCUGCAGGAUGUCACAGAUGGCUCCCUCUACGAAGGGGUGGCUUAUGGCAGCUACACAACCAGAUCGUUGUUUCAGUACAUGUUUCUUGUCCAAAGGCACUUUGAUAUCAAUCACUUCAGCCACCCCUGGCUCAAGCAGCACUUUGCAUUUAUGUACAGGACUGUCUUGCCAGGGUUUCAGAGAACUGUGGCCAUUGCGGACUCCAACUACAACUGGUUCUAUGGGCCAGAGAGCCAGCUGGUGUUUCUAGACAAAUUUGUCAUGCGCAAUGGCAGCGGGAACUGGUUGGCAGAGCAGAUCAGAAGGAACCGGGUGGUGGAGGGCCCAGGGACUCCAUCCAAAGGGCAGAGGUGGUGCACUCUCCACACUGAAUUUCUCUGGUAUGAUGCAAGUUUGCACUCUGUACCUCCACCAGACUUUGGGGUUCCAAAGCUACAUUACUUUGAGGACUGGGGAGUGGUAACUUAUGGAAGUGCUUUGCCAGCUGAAAUCAACAGGCCUUUCCUUUCCUUCAAGUCAGGAAAGCUGGGAGGACGUGCAAUAUAUGAUAUUGUUCAUAAGAACAAGUACAAAGAGUGGAUCAAGGGAUGGAGGAACUUCAAUGCUGGUCAUGAACACCCGGACCAGAACUCCUUUACUUUUGCUCCCAAUGGUGUACCUUUCAUAACAGAAGCUCUGUAUGGGCCAAAAUAUACUUUUUUUAAUAAUGUGUUGAUGUUUUCCCCUGCUGUGUCCAAGAGCUGCUUCUCCCCAUGGGAAGGGCAGAUUACAGAGGACUGUUCUUCAAAGUGGCUCAAAUAUAAACAUGACUUGGCUGGUGACUGUCAGGGACGAGUGGUUGCUGCCAUGGAGAGAAGCGGAGUGGUUUUUAUCAGGGGAGAAGGAGUGGAUGCAUACAAUCCUAAACUGAAGCUGAGAAAAUUGCAAAGAAACCUUAUACUUCUCCAUCCUCAGCUUCUGUUGGUGGUGGACCAAAUCCACCUAGAAGAUGACAGUCCCCUAGAGGCAGCAACCAGUUUCUUCCACAAUGUGGAUGUGCCUUUUGAAGAAACAGUUGUUGAUGGGGUCCAUGGGGCAUUUAUUAGACACCGUGAUGGGAUAUAUAAGAUGUACUGGAUGGAUGAUACUGGCCACAGUGAGAAAGCUACCAUUGCCUCAAGGAUGUAUCCCCGGGGCUACCCUUACAAUGGAACAAACUACGUGAAUGUAACAACCAUCUUGCGGCACCCUGUCACGAGAGCCAUUUACCUGUUCAUUGGGCCCUCCGUUGAUGUGCAGAGCUUCACGGUCCGCGGAGAUUCUCAGCAGCUGGAUGUCUUUGUUACCACCAGUGAGCACGCUUAUGCCGUUUACCUGUGGACUGUUGAGGAAGGGCCCCGUUCUGCCUUUGCACAGGUUAUUGCAGACCGCCAGAAAAUUGUCUUUGACCGAGCCUCUGCCAUUAGGAGCUCUGCAGUGCCAGAAGUGAAGGACUAUGUAGGGAUUGUGGAGAGGAACCUGCAGCGUUUUAAGCCAGUUUUCCAGCAGCUGGAGAAGCAGAUACUAUCUCGUGUACAAAACACAGCUAGCUUUAGGAAGACUGCUGAGCGCCUGUUGAGGUUUUCAGAUAAAAGACAGACAGAGGAGGCCAUUGACAGAAUAUUUGCAAUCUCACAGAGGCAGCAGCAGCAGCAUGGCAGAGCAAAGAAAAAUAGAAAGGUAACCAAAGGCUACAAAUUUGUUGAUGCUGUUCCUGACAUUUUUGCACAAAUUGAGGUAAAUGAAAGAAAAGUGCGUCAAAAGGCACAGACUCAAGCACAAAAAGAGUUGCCUGUAGAUGAAGAUGAGGAAAUGAAAGAUCUUUUGGAUUUUGCAGAUAUCACUUAUGUGAAGCACAAAACUGGAGUGUCAAUCAAAGGCCGAUCAGGGCUGGCACAGAUGAUGACAACUGCUCGAAGCAGUGCCCCAUCAAUAUCGGCCUCUUACACCCGCCUCUUUCUCAUUCUCAACAUUGCUAUUUUUUUUGUCAUGUUAGCAAUGCAGCUCACAUAUUUUCAGAAGGCCAAGAGACUGCAUGGCCAAAGAUGUCUGUAUGCAAUACUUUUAGUAGACAGCUGUAUAUUAUUGUGGCUGUAUACUUCGUGUUCUCAGUCACAAUGUUAGCAGAAGAUCUCUAUUAGUCGACCAGUUUAUGGUCAUAUAUGUCUAUGCAAAAGCAUUAACCCUAAUAGGGCCAAAGUUCAAAGUUUUUUUUUUUUUUUUUUUUUUUUUUUUUUUUUUUUUCUCUGAAACAUUCCAAAAACAGCUAGGGAAAGAUUGGUUUCAGACCAGAAAGGAUUGACAAAUAAGGCAGGCAAAGAAUUUCUCAGAAAACUAAGUACUUAACGAGUAUUCUUCCUCUAAGUUUUGAGUUGAGCCUCACAUCUGUGGGAAUUUUAUGCUUUGUUCAUCAGAGUUCAGUAAUGUAAAGUUGUAAUUAAUUUUUGGUGAGAAGAGCCCUCUUAAGAGAUUUGUUUCUAAGGGCUUAAUUUUUAUACAGAAUUGGAUUUGCAUUUAGUGACUUAUCAUUCCAAGCUGCUAUGGAUGUCUGUGGACAUGCUCUUAAGAAAAGGACAUUUGAACGUAAGUAUACAGGGCAUAUCUUAGCAGUAGAUUUUACUUCCCUCUGCCAGACCAAAGAAUGCUUCAAUGUGGGACACUCCUGUAUAAUUAUUUCAGAGCCUUACAUCAUGUCAUUUCUUCCAUGCUUUACAAUCUGGCACAGUAGGAGAUGGGAAUCCUGUCAGUACUUACCAAGUGAGCAGCACAAUGCUUAGUAGGCAGUAGCAGAAAGCAAAUAAGGGGCUGGUUCAAAGUAUAAAGGAACACAAUUCUCAGGAAAACAAAAAAAAAAGAAAAAAAAAAAAGGCAUUUUUUUCUUUCAGUCAAGUUUAGACUGCAGAAAGAUGAAUGUUGUAGCGUCUGUCCUCAGUUUUACAAGGCAGGGUCUCAUAAAAGUUUUGCAGUUUGAAGUGCAUCUUAGGGAAAUAAUACCCUAUAUCUGUGCUCUUCCAUAUGCAAUUGUAAAAAUAAAAAAUAAAAAAUAAAAUAAUAAAAAAAAAACAAUCCUGUGGUAACCUCAGCAAUUGCCAGUAUGGAAAAAAGGGUAUUAAGGAAGUAUUUAAUGUCUUUUUUCUGUUCACAUGGCUAGAAACAGAGGAUAGUUAAAAUUGUGUACACUCCACAAUAAAGCACCAUCAAGAGUUCUGCAAGCUCUUGGUGGCCCUUGGGUCAAUUAUUUGGGGAUUAGUGGUAAAUGGAAUCAUGUGAUUUAUGACAAAAAUAAGUUUGACAUCUCUACAUAUGUUCCCUUCUGUUAAUUAAACUGAUUUCAAAAAAUCAUAGCCCUUUGAGAGAAAGGCAACUCUAUGGAAUUGGGGCAUAUCUGUAUGUCUUUACAGAAAAACAAUUCUUCCAGUAGAUUUGCUAAAUAAAAACAUUAUAAUUGUCUCUGUGGAAAAAA